This is a messenger RNA of Melampsora larici-populina 98AG31, 663 nucleotides long. RefSeq lists its product as uncharacterized. Bases 1 to 663 code for a protein of 220 amino acids. The transcript is spliced from 8 exons. NCBI's taxonomy places the organism in Eukaryota, Fungi, Basidiomycota, Pucciniomycetes, Pucciniales, Melampsoraceae. The record is from RefSeq and is a predicted model, not a curated record.
AUGCUUGAUGUGAACGUCAAGGUCAUCCUUCAAUCUAAUAACCGGAUGGGGAAGGACUUGCGCAUCGAGCGUCUCAUACUGCAGGGUCACAGAACUUGGAGGUUAGGGUAUAGGUUUGGAAUUUUGAUUCUAGAACGAUUUAAGAAUCCAAAGACCAAACCCAGCAACAACCAACAAAAUCCUACAGAAGCACACCAGGCCGGCGUACCAUUCUCCACUUCUAUCACUUCUAUCGUUCCACCCCCACAUCUCUUCUUACAAAACUCCGAUUUCAAUACUCUCGAGUCUCGAUCCUCAUCUUCCAAUUGUUUCUAUAUCUGCUAUAUCAGAACUUGUGAAUUGUCAACUGUCGCUACUAGCUUGGAACGUUUGAAAUCGAACAAUCCAACUUUUGAUCUUUAUAAACAUCAUCUCACAGGCUCGGAACGUGUGAAAUCGAACAAUCCAACUUUUGAUCUUUAUAAACAUCAUCUUACAGGCUCGGAACGUGUGAAAUUCAACGAUCCAACUUUUGAUCUUUAUGAACAUCAUCUUACAGGCUCGGAACGUGUGAAAUUGACUGUCCUACUAGCUCGGAACAUUAGAAAUCGUGUGGUCCAACUUUUAAUCUUUACAAACAUCAUUGAACAGUACGGGGAAAUCAAUUGGAAUCUCAACUUUUGA